Molecule: messenger RNA, 561 nt
Organism: Pocillopora damicornis (cauliflower coral)
Lineage: Eukaryota; Metazoa; Cnidaria; Anthozoa; Scleractinia; Pocilloporidae
Product: beta-1 adrenergic receptor-like
Biological process (GO): G protein-coupled receptor signaling pathway
Cellular component (GO): membrane
Molecular function (GO): G protein-coupled receptor activity
Source: RefSeq, a predicted model, not a curated record
AUGAGCAAAUUGUAUUGUAACCAGUUUUCGCAAUUUUUGCCCAUAUUCACCGAACUUGAAGAUCUUCGUUCGACUUGUAUCGCCAACUGUGUCUUUAACGUUUUUCUUACUUACACCGCCUUCAUGUUCAAUAUUGUGGCAUUCUACGCCAUACAAAAAGCUUCAACGAUGCCAAAAACUUUGAAAACUCUGCUGUUAAGUCUUGCCUGCUCGGAUGUUGCUGUUGGUUUGUUUAGUCAACCACUAUACACUUUCUUUCUCAUCAACUGGCUUCGACUACACAAUCCUGGCUGUAACACUCAACAAGUGCGGACGAUCUUCAGUGGUAUAUUUUUAGCUGCCUCGUUCCUUGGUGUUGUGGCUGUAAGUAUAGACAGGUUCUUAGCCGUUCAUCUUCAUCUCAGAUACCAGGAGCUUGUGACUCCCAUGCGUGUUGUUGUUUUGCUGAUCAGUUUAUGGCUGUACAGUGCAUUUGUUAAUUUGAUGAAAUUGUGGGGGCAUUUUAAUAUAAUCGACGGCUUAAAUUUCAGGAUUAUCCGUUAUGAUUACUUGGUGAUUUAA